AUGUGACAGCAGUGUGUUUUCUGUCUCUGCUCAGAAUGGUGCGUUUCUGGAGCAUCGAGGAGAAAGCCCCUCAGGCCAUCGGCUCCCUCUCUAACGGCCUCUGCUGUGCCUUCUCCGCUGAAGGAAGUGUCCUUGCUACUGGGACUCGUGGCAGUAGUGUGCUCUUCUGGGAGUGUCCUCGUAGCGUUGCCAGUCUGCAGCACAUGUGUAGAAUGUCUAUCCGCCGGUUGACUACCACCCAGCAAGUGGAGACGCUGGCCAUUCCUACACCGCUCCGCGACUACCUGACCUACAAAAUCAUUUAACCCCCCACCCCUACCCAGGACCACCAGCUGACCCAACUGCCCCUGUCGCUGCAGCAUCAUGCUUGAAAACCAACAAAAUACUUCCUGGAAAACCUUUUUUCAUACAACUUUGUUGAACAAAUGCAAUCAGGACAGAGAGAAAGAUACUGAGCUGAGACCCCCCCCCCCACUCACUCAUAGCAGGAUAUCGUGUUCUGUAAAUAUUUAUUUUCGUAAGUUCUUCAGUAGCAAGCACACCAUCCAUACCGGUUAGGUUAACAUUUUCCAGGGCCUCCUGUCCCCGUUACAUGCCUGUGUGCAGCCCCUCUUCCAGCUGCCUCAAGCCAGGUUCAGUAACCCAACUUCAACUUGAAUGGGGCGUUGCAUUUCAUGCAAGUGCUGUUUGCAGGUGGGUCAGCGAAAGGGAUGAGACGUGGGAUUUUUUUUUUUUAAAGAUGCAAGAUUUCAAAAGGCCAAUACUACAUGUGUGAACUGUAAAGUAUCUUUACAUUAUCACCAUGGCAUAAGAAAAGAACAGAGCCAAGCAGUUAUUGUUCCCUCCCCGAAACAUUUCAGCCAGUGAAUGACAAGGAACUGAAGUGGAGAUAUGUCUUUGAAAUAUCUGUAUUGGCUUCGCAAAUCUUGUAUCGGUCGGGGGAAAGGCACCAUUUCAUUGGUCGGUUUACCAGAGAAGCACCAUAGAAAGUUGAAUUGUCUUCGUUCCUUUCGAUCAUUGUGUGACAGCCUUAGGGAAUCUACUGUUUCUGAACAGUUCACCAACUAUCAUUCCAUUAUGAUUGUUGGUGGUGGGAAUGCAAAGAGAAAAAUGUAGCAGUGAAGAUGGUUCAGGCAGCAAAUGGCUUCUGCUAAAGAUUAACGAGGAAGGAAGGCAUUCAACAUGCGCUGGCCCCAGGCCUACAAGCAUUGUGUUGAAGUGAGAAACCCUCAGUGUAAACAUAACAUUGUUUACAAAAAUCUCCACGCGGGAUCUUACAAUCCUGCAAGCUACCAAACCACGCUAACUGGCUGUCAACAAAACCUCCGUAAAUUGCACAGAAAAAAUUGGUCCAACCACAUGAUGUAGGUGCAGUCUGCCCCCAAACCUUUCUCAGUCUGGCGAGAUAAAUGGCAAUAGUAUGCUUGAAUUUAUUUAAGUGUUCGUGCCCCCCCUCCCUGUUCUCAGAGUUUCGUGUGUGUAUAUGAAAAUGUCUAUAAACAAGUCUUAAGUGUUUGUUUCCCCACUUUGCCAUUUAUAUCCAUUUUUGUAAUCUUUUUUUUUUGGCCUUUGUCAACCUUAUAAAUGUGAAAGAGUCAACAAAUGGUUACACGUCUUACUGUUCUAGCCCAGAGAGCUAUUACAUUUCCUUACAGAUUGGACACAGUGGCAGUGGAUGUGUCACUUUAUGUUGAAGUUACAAUAAGACAUUUUAGCGACCCUGAAAUUAAUUUAAACUCGGCUAUCUGGUGUUAGAGCUUCAUGUUCACUCUAGAUGGAGAUGUAUUCACAUGAUAAUCCACAAUGACGCUUUUUGGAGAUACAGUAUUCUAAGAGUCUUCUGUUUCUUGAUUGUCACUUUCACGUUGUGAGAUGUGAAGAAGGGAAAGUGAGCCUUUUGUUUUUUCCUGUGUUUCUGUUGUGAAGUGGCUGCACAUCAGCCGUCAAUCCUUUUGGCAAUACGUUCUCCGACAGUCGGUGCUAAUGCCAAAAGUUUUCAUUUCCACUUUGUUUUUAUAGUUUCCUGCUGAAAUAUGAAGGGGCUGAAGUGCUUCGUUAUGUAUAUCCUUACCGGGGGUUGCAUUACGUUACCAUGGUGUUUGGAAAAACACAGUCCUGCCUCAGUGAGUUGCAGUAUGAAUCGUUAAAUAAAUCAAAUAUAUAUGAAUGUAUAAAGGUAAUUUUUCUUUGAGGGUUUGUUUCAAUAAAAGCUUUUUUGAUAAAAUAA
Notothenia coriiceps (black rockcod) is the source of this 2227-nucleotide messenger RNA. RefSeq names its product WD repeat and SOCS box-containing protein 1-like. The record is from RefSeq and is a predicted model, not a curated record. Lineage: Eukaryota; Metazoa; Chordata; Actinopteri; Perciformes; Nototheniidae. Gene Ontology annotation, biological process: intracellular signal transduction; protein polyubiquitination. The coding region runs from base 36 to 305 and encodes 89 amino acids. The transcript is spliced from 2 exons.